This is a messenger RNA of Amborella trichopoda, 540 nucleotides long. The record is from RefSeq and is a predicted model, not a curated record. Lineage: Eukaryota; Viridiplantae; Streptophyta; Magnoliopsida; Amborellales; Amborellaceae.
AUGAUUGAUGAUGCGGAUGACGAAGAAAUGAGUGAUGAGGAGGAGGACCGACAACCCCUAGAGGAGGGACGUGUUAUAAUUCUCGGAAACAUUGGAUUGGCUGUGGUUAUUACCGCACGUGCUAAAAUUCUUGAGCUCCUUGAAUGCACCUUGCCCUAUAGCAGGCAUGGUAUAACUCUUUGGAUCAUUGAGUUCGCCUCAGUUCCCCUCUAUGCAUACAUGAUCUGGAAAGAAAUCAAUGAUGUUGAAGAGGACCAAGAAGAAAUGAGUGAUGACGAGGGAGAGAUGAAUACGAAAUGGGGACUCGCACCGGAGGUUAUCAAUAACAUCCCGACAUCAAAGAUUGGAAGUGAUACAUUGUCUUCACCGUUUUUUUCGAAGAAAUGCAGCUGCAUAAUCUGCUUGGAGGGUUUCAUGAAGGAAGAGGUCGUCAAGAAGUUGCAUAUCUGUCUCCAUAUCUUCCAUGGUGCAUGCGUUGACAAGUGGCUUGACAAAGCUAACUACUGCCCAUAUUGCAGAAGGUCUAUAAUGCUUUCAUGA